This is a messenger RNA of Mytilus californianus (California mussel), 1778 nucleotides long. RefSeq lists its product as uncharacterized. The coding region runs from base 234 to 1778 and encodes 514 amino acids. Lineage: Eukaryota; Metazoa; Mollusca; Bivalvia; Mytilida; Mytilidae. The record is from RefSeq and is a predicted model, not a curated record. The transcript is spliced from 4 exons.
CCCAAAAAACAUCGAAAGCAAUAUAAUUAUCGUUUAAAUGGAUAAAAUAUGAAUUUAAAUGUAUCGAUCUGUCGACAUACUAAUUAUGCAUAUUUCAAUCCCGGAAGUCACUCAGAACGAGGCUGUGACGUCAGUGGUUUCAUCAAUCAUAUUUGACUGACGGGUGUAAAGGCAUAAUUAGCGCAAUUUCAUUUUCGAAUAUCUUCCAACAAAACCCAUGACAGUGAUUAAAAAUGGUUCUGUGUGCUGCCAGUGGAUGCAACAAUAGGUAUAAGAAGGACAGUUUAAUUAGUUUUUUCCGUUUUCCGAGUAACCCGCAAACCAGGAAGGCGUGGACACACUAUUGUAAGAGAUGGGACUUCCUACCAAGCACUGGUCAUAGACUUUGUUCCGCCCACUUUACAAAUGCAUGUUACGAUCGUGACCCAGAAGUUAUGAAGAAUCUCGAGGGCUGUCCUACCAUGAAGCCAAAACUCCGUCCAAAUGCGGUACCUGACAUUCCAUUGACACAACCAACAACAGCUGAGCCAAGGCCACCUAUACCUAAGCGGGGAGCUUAUGAGAAGCGGAGAAAGGCUGAGAUCCAACAGCUUGCAUAUGACAACUAUGAACGAGACACGGAAAGUGUACAACUACAAGUACCAGACAGUACCACAGAACCAGAACCAGAACUGCCAACCUCCACUGUUACAGAGAAGAAUACAUCCAAAGUUACCAUGGUUACACAGACAACUCCACCACCAUCUCCAAAAGCAGUAAAACACAAGAAAAGCCAAUCCUACCUCCGUCCACAACAACGUACCAGGAAACACCAAACAGAUCUUAAAAUUACACAACCUUCAGCAACAUACAGUACAAUUGCUACUCAGACUGAUGAUGACAUUACAAAAUGUACAUGUGCCAGUAUUGUAACUACAACAACUAACAUCAAUUCAGCCCAAAACUCUGACGACGAUGAGGUUUCCAGCCAUGCAGAUAGUGAUGAGGAGUACCAACCCUCAGAUGAUGACCAGAGUUCUGAUGAUGACGGCGAUGACAAUGGUGAACAUAAAAACUACCGUCUUAAUGCAAAAGCAACCCCUGAAGAACAGAAGCAGUUCCUUGUAAGCGAGUCAGCCCUAGCAGAGUUAUUGUCCGUGUGCAGAUAUUGCAGUAGUGAAGCUGUUCCAGUGAUUCAAGUAUCCAAGGGUACCCUUAUUGUGACAAACUCUAUCUGUGUAAAUGGACAUUUGUCCAUCUGGAAAAGCCAGUCCAGCCACAACAACCUACCAUGGAGCAACUUAAUGACAGCUACAGCCAUUAUGUUGAGUGGGUGCAAUGCAACAUCAGUUCUCAGGAUGUUUGACCACCUCAAUGUCCAGAUGUUUUCUAUGAGGACUUAUAACGGACUACAGUCUUUAUAUGUUUCACCAGCAGCUACCAUGGCCUGGGAUGCCGAACAGUCCAGUUUGCUAGAGCAAUUGAGAGGGUCUGAUGUAAUAUUAGGUGAUGCAAGGUGUGAUUCCCCAGGUUAUUCUGCCAAUUAUGGACCGUACACCUUAAUGGAUCUACAGACAAAGAAAAUCCUUGACUUCCAAUUGAUACAGAGCAACGAGGUGAAAGGUUCAACGCACAUGGAACUAGAGGGCCUAAAGCGUGCUCUUGGAUUUCUUAAAGACUAUGUAAAUAUUAAAGAAGUUGUGACAGACAGACACUCAUCCAUCAAAAAAUACAUGAGGAUCAGCCAGGGCGACAAAAAACAUCUUUUUGAUGUUUGGCAUGUAGCUAAAGGUAAUUAA